GCGGAGGCGGCGGCGCUGCUGGACAGCUCCGGAGCGGCGCCCAUGUUCCGGAGACGGCGCAGAUGUGACGUGAUGCCCGUUGUUUUGGUGCGCCCGACCAAUCGCACGCGGCGGCUGGAUUCUACGGGAGCCGGGAUGGGCCCGUCGUGGCGGCAGCAGGACGCUCCCCUGCCGACCGUCACGCAUUGCGCAGGGUGCACCACCGCCCGGUCCUCCUGCGGCUUUAACGGCCCCGGCAUGGACCCGCCGCGCCACUUCCCGGCGGGCUUCGGCCCCGAGCAGCAGCAGCAGCAGCAGCAGCAGCAACAGCAACAACAGCAGCAGCAGCAGCAGCAGCAGCAGCAACAACAGCAGCAGCAGCAGCAGCAGCAGCAGCAGCAGCAGCAGCAGCAGCAGCAGCAGCAGCGCCCGCCGGCGCCGCCGCACUGCCAGCAGCACGGCCAGGACAAGCAGAGCCUCCUCCAGCAGCAGCAGCAGCAGAGCCCGUGCCUCCAGUGCAACAACUGCGCCUACUACGGGGCUGCUGCGGCAGCCGCGGGGGAUAACCUGCCCCUGCUGCUCCGCGCCUCCUCGCCGCUUUCGGGCGCCUUUCGGACGCACUCCUCGCCGCUGUCUUCCGCCGCCUCCUCCCGGCACGGCAGCCAGCUGAACGUCAGCGAGUUCACCCCGUCCAGCCAUGCUGGCGCGUCCAGGCAGCCUCACCAAUAUUCCCAGUACCACCAGUGCCAUAGCCUGCAGCAGCAGCAGGCAGCCAGCCCCAGCAGCAGUGUCAGCAGCAGCAGCACUCACCAUCAUCAUCACCAUCAUCAUCACCACCACCAUCACCAGCAGCAGCAGCGCCGGGAGAGCAACCCCUUCACCGAAAUAGCCAUGAGCAGCUGCAGGUACAACGGCGGCGUCAUGCGGCCGCUCAGCAACCUGAGCUCGUCCCGCAGGAACCUGCACGACCUAGACUCCGAGUCGCAGCCGCUCCAGGCGCCGCUCGCCAGCCCCGCCGCCGCUGCCGGCUCUGCCCCCGCCGCCGGCAGCCCCACCGCCCCGGAGAUCGUGGUCUCCAAGCCCGAACACAACAACUCCAACAACCUGGCGCUCUACAGCUCCUCCGGACCCGGCCCCGCCACGGGCAGCAGCAACAACGGCGGGGGCAAGUCCAGCAAGAAGAAGAACCAGAACAUCGGCUACAAGUUGGGACACCGCCGGGCUCUCUUCGAGAAGCGCAAGCGCCUCAGCGACUACGCGCUCAUCUUCGGCAUGUUCGGCAUCGUCGUCAUGGUCAUCGAGACGGAACUCUCCUGGGGCGCCUACACCAAGGAGUCUCUGUAUUCCCUCGCUCUGAAAUGCCUUAUUAGCCUCUCCACGAUUAUCCUGCUCGGGCUCAUCAUCGUGUACCAUGCAAGAGAAAUCCAGUUGUUCAUGGUGGACAAUGGAGCAGAUGACUGGAGAAUAGCCAUGACUUAUGAGCGUAUUUUCUUUAUCUGCUUGGAAAUACUGGUGUGUGCUAUACAUCCCAUACCUGGGAAUUACACAUUCACAUGGACAGCCCGGCUCGCCUUUUCUUACGCUCCAUCCACAACAACAGCUGAUGUGGAUAUUAUUUUAUCUAUACCAAUGUUCUUAAGACUAUAUCUUAUUGCCAGAGUUAUGCUUUUGCAUAGCAAACUUUUCACUGAUGCCUCAUCUAGAAGCAUUGGAGCAUUAAAUAAGAUAAACUUCAAUACCCGUUUUGUUAUGAAGACUCUAAUGACAAUAUGUCCAGGAACUGUACUGUUGGUUUUUAGUAUCUCAUUAUGGAUAAUUGCUGCAUGGACUGUCCGAGCUUGUGAAAGGUGGGCAACACAUCUGUCUUCAAAUGUGACACUGCAGAGAUACCAUGACCAACAGGAUGUUACUAGCAACUUCCUUGGAGCAAUGUGGUUGAUUUCAAUAACUUUUCUAUCCAUUGGAUAUGGGGAUAUGGUACCAAAUACAUACUGUGGAAAAGGAGUCUGUUUACUUACUGGAAUCAUGGGUGCUGGGUGCACUGCACUGGUGGUAGCUGUGGUGGCAAGGAAGUUAGAACUUACCAAAGCUGAAAAACAUGUGCAUAAUUUCAUGAUGGACACCCAGCUAACUAAAAGAGUGAAAAAUGCAGCGGCCAAUGUACUCAGGGAAACAUGGUUAAUUUAUAAAAACACAAAGCUGGUUAAAAAAAUAGACCAUGCAAAAGUAAGGAAACAUCAACGCAAAUUCUUGCAAGCUAUUCAUCAAGCUCGGAAAUUAAGAAGUGUAAAAAUGGAACAAAGGAAACUGAAUGAUCAAGCCAACACUUUGGUGGACCUGGCAAAGACUCAAAACAUCAUGUAUGACAUGAUUUCUGACUUAAAUGAAAGAAGUGAAGAUUUUGAGAAGAGAAUUGUUACUCUGGAAACUAAACUGGAAACUUUAAUUGGUAGCAUUCAAGCUCUUCCUGGAGUGAUUAGCCAGACAAUCAGCCAGCAACAGAGGGAAUUCCUCGAGGCUCAGAUACAAAAUUACGAUAAGCACGUUGCCUACAGUGCUGAACGGUCACGAUCUUUGUCAAGAAGAAGGAGAUCAUCCUCCACAGCACCACCAACUUCAUCAGAGAGUAGCUAGAAGAGAAUAAGUUAACCGCAAAAUAAAGACUUUUUGCCAUCAUAUGGUCAAUAUUUUAGCUUUUAUUGUAAAGCCCUAUGGUUCUAGCCAGUGUUAUCUGGGUUCUGAUGUCAGAAUCCUGGAAACCUGAACAGAUUUUAGGCCAAAAUGAGUGAAAACUCUUCUUUUUUUCCCCCCUCCUCCUCUCAGAUGCACAGUGAAUGCACCUAUUAUUGCUAUAUUAGAUUGUUCUUCCUGUAAUUUCACUUUUUAUUCAUGCACUUCAAGCAAGCUUUACUACUACAAUACAUAAUCUAGUAUAAUAAAAAGGUUAAUUUCUGCACAUAGUUACUUGAUUACUUGGACCUAAUGACCAAAAAAAAAUCACAAUCAAAAGACCUAAUUAUGAACUUUUAAGAAGCUAAAUUGAAGCUUAAUAAUAAUUUCUCAGUAUGAAAGCUAACUGUCUAAACUUUGCUUGCAGUGGAGGGGGAAAAAAAAUUGAUAUUAAUCUAACAGUGUGCUGUAUAUGUAUAGUCAUUUUAAAAGGUCACUGACAGCUUCAAUUUCUGAAGUGAUUAAUUAAAAAUAUAGUUUAUCCUAGAAUAUAAGUCUUGGAGUAAGCUAUGGGUUUUUAAAAUAUUCUUAGGGCUUUUAUUUAACAUGCAUUGGUACACACAUGCACAUAGAUAAUAUCUAUAUACAUAUGUAUUUAUGUAUAUAAAAUUAUUUAUGCAAUGCCCAUGGCAAUGAUCUUUUAAACUGACUAUUUGUAAAGCUACUGGCAUUCAAAAACUACAGGCAAAGUCCUGUUUACUUAUUUGGAGUCUCAUAACUAUGCCAGGUAAGUUUGUCCAGAUCGAAAGCAUCACUUUCAGCCAGAAGUCUCCUAAUAAUGCUAUUUGGGUUUUGAAAGUGUUAGGUUGCUACUUUCUCCACUCCUUUCAUUGUGUUUCUGGAGUGAAUGACUGACACACAUAGUAUACACGGUUGCGUGAUGGCAGCACAGUGUUCUGUAUACAUUAUGUUUGGGUAAUCCCCAUGUUUCCUGCUAUGCAGUCAAGCUUAGCAAAACACUUCUAGCAAUAUUUCCAAAAUCUGUAAAAAGCCAGCUGUAGACUGGAGUUACAACAGUAGGGUAUCUAUAGUACUUUAUUUUCGUGCAUAAAAAUGAGGUCUCCUACUUUAUUUAAAAAAAAACAAAACAAAAAAAAAAACAAAACAAAAAACCCAAAAAAAACCACAA
Molecule: messenger RNA, 3838 nt
Organism: Corvus hawaiiensis (hawaiian crow)
Lineage: Eukaryota; Metazoa; Chordata; Aves; Passeriformes; Corvidae
Gene: KCNN2
Product: potassium calcium-activated channel subfamily N member 2
Exons: 11
Coding region: 43-2613 (856 amino acids)
Biological process (GO): potassium ion transmembrane transport
Cellular component (GO): neuronal cell body; neuron projection; plasma membrane
Molecular function (GO): calmodulin binding; small conductance calcium-activated potassium channel activity
Source: RefSeq, a predicted model, not a curated record